Lachancea mirantina is the source of this 693-nucleotide messenger RNA. The record is from the annotation of a GenBank genome assembly. NCBI's taxonomy places the organism in Eukaryota, Fungi, Ascomycota, Saccharomycetes, Saccharomycetales, Saccharomycetaceae.
AUGAAGGAAGAGUAUCCGAUCCAUGAGGCCGCACGAGACGGCAACCUUGCCAAAGUACAAGAAUUGUUACAUGUCCAGCCCAAAUACUGCCUCAUCCAGGACCUAGACGGGAGAUAUCCACUCCACUGGGCAAUUUCAUUCCAACAUGUCAAAAUCGUGGAGUUACUGCUGUCUUUCAUGAAAGACGUAGAUUUAGACCAUCUUGCGGAUGACGCCGGUUGGACUCCGGUACAUAUUACGAGUGCCGUGGGGAACAAAGAAAUUUUGGCAAUGUUAUUGAAUCAUAGUGUGAAACCGGACCCUAACGUGAAAACCAACCAGGGCGUUACAGCGUUACAUUUGGCAUGUUCUAAACAACAUUUGGACAUUGCCGAGGUCUUGAUUGAGCAUGGAGCAUCUACUAGAUGUAAAGAUUCUAGACAGCAACUACCACUUCACAGAGCUGCAAGUGUUGGCAGUUUACCACUAACGAAACUUUUAUGCGACAACAAUUCACCAGUGAACUCUAAAGACAUACAGGGCUGGACCCCACUCUUCCAUGCUCUUGCAGAGGGUCAAGGAGACGUUGCAGUUAUGUUAGUGACAGAUUACGGUGCAGAUUACGAUUCGGUGCAAGACAACACAGACAAAAAACCAUUAGAUGUUGUUGUCGAUGAUAAGGUCAAGCAAUUUUUCUUGAAAAACGUUCAAUGA